Anneissia japonica is the source of this 2446-nucleotide messenger RNA. RefSeq names its product arylsulfatase-like. Gene Ontology annotation, molecular function: arylsulfatase activity. Bases 1 to 1524 code for a protein of 507 amino acids. Lineage: Eukaryota; Metazoa; Echinodermata; Crinoidea; Comatulida; Comatulidae. The record is from RefSeq and is a predicted model, not a curated record. The transcript has 2 exons.
AUGUCUACGAUUGAUAAAUAUUGUUGGUGUUUAUACUUACUUGCAGGUCGAUUGCCUGUCCGUUAUGGUCUGGUGAGAGGACACAUUUAUGACCACGAUGUCCUGUUCAGUCUGGCCUCCGAAGCAGGUCUUCCUCUCGAAGAAACAACAAUUGCUGAAGCUUUAAAACAUCGUGGCUACGCGACGGCAAUGUUUGGCAAAUGGCAUCUUGGAAUAGGAAGCAAUGGACGGUUCUUGCCUGUAAAUAGAGGGUUUGACUCGUGGCUAGGCACACUUGUGUCGCAUGGUCGGUCUUGUGUUGCUAAUAUCCCGUCUUUACUCCACUUGGGAAAAUUAAUAUACUUCUAUCUAACGAGCAAAGUUAUUUGGAACUGUCUUUUGAUUAUUAUUCUUGUUCCCGUACCAUUUCGUCUGUAUACCAGGAUGUCGUUUCUUGUAACCAUAGUAUGUUUUCUCAUUGCAUUUCUUGUGUCGUACGUCAUGGCUGCUAAAUUUACGCUACUCGGUAAACCUAGCUGCGUAUUCUUUCGUGACAAAGAUAUCCUUGCUCAACAAUACGACGCAAAUUUGUAUGAUAAUUUUACUUUACUGUACACGAAAGAAUCUUUGGAUUUUAUUGAUAGAAGUCAUCAGAAGCAGUCUCCUUUCUUCUUGUAUGUGGCGUUUAAUAAACUCCAUCCACCUGUGUCUCCCUCUUACUCUUUUAAAGGUUCCUCGAACAUGGGUCCUUACCAAGACUCUCUUAUAGAAAUCGAUUGGAGCGUGGGUAAAAUUGUUAAUCGUUUGCAACAAAAUGGGAUAGACAAUGAAACUGUUGUGAUUUUUAUAUCUGACAAUGGGCCACAGAUUUACGGACCAGCUUUUAAGGACAUGGCCCCUCCUAAUCAACGUGGUUCUGCUGGAGCGGUAUCCAACAACAAAGGACAAAUUAUCAGGCUAAGAGGCUCAAAAAUGAGUAAUUGGGAAGGUGGUAUCCGAGUACCGGGUAUCAUACGUUGGCCUGGAAAACUGCCUCAAAAUUCCACAAUAAAAGAAGUGACGUCAAUAAUGGAUAUAAUGCCAACAAUAUUGGAAAUAGUUGGCCUACCUUUAAAUAUCACAAAUUCGCCAAUGGACGGAAAGUCUUUGCUACGCUUCGCGAGCAACGUGCACGCCAAUUCACAACAUAAGGCGCUGUUUCAUUACUGUGAAAUGUCUGGUCCAAGUGCCGUGACGUAUGGGCAAUAUAAACUACACGUGGCUACUAGCGGCGAUCGCGGUUGUGGAAAGAACACACUUCAAACCCCUCUUUUGUAUGACAUUCAUGAAGAUCCUGGAGAAACAACACCGCUAUGUGUAAACAAAUACAACCACGUCGUUCAGGAGAUACUCCAUGAAAUAACUAAACAUCAGAGAGGGCGUGAUGAUAGCGGAUGGUCCCAGUUUGACAUGCCAAUGUGGCCAUGGCUCUUUCCAUGUGCUAAUUUCCCAUCGUGUAAACGCGAUUUUAUAGAAAAGAUGAACUUCGAUGACGUUUUGUCAUGAAAAGAAUAAAACACUCUACAAGGAGUAUUUCAUCUCACUAAAAUCAACAUGGUCUUUUAUAGUACUUUAUAAUAUACUAUAUGUAUCUUUUUCACACGUUUCCUAGUAUUUUUCAAAAGAUCUGUUUAAAAACAUGCCGAUGGAAUAAUAAACUAUUGCUAUGUUUUAUAAUAUGAUGAAAUUAAAUUAACAGAAUCAAUUUUACAUACCUGUUGGUAAUUUGGAAACUAACAGAAUAAUUAAUUUUGAAUAUAAACAGGUACACGUUUAGUAAUAAGAAAUCUAGCAAACACUAGGUGAAGUGAAGGUGCUUAGACAUGGGACAACAGACUUAUUAUACUAAUACAGAUAGCCUAUAUUUAUAUCUGUCAGUAUAACAUUUUGGUUUGCCUAAAGGAAAUAGACCAAUAUAAUGCAAUGUAUCCCAUCAAGUAAAUAAAGGCUAAAUAUCUAUGUAUGGUUUAUCUAAUAAUUGUUUGAAAAAACGAAUGUUUUUGUUCCUAUUUACUAUGUACUUUGUAUAAUGUUUGAAAAUAACACAAAUGAAACUUUUGUAAUGUGUGUUUUCCCUAAAUGUAGAUUUCUGUUUUGUGGACAAUUGUCUGUAAGUCCUAAAACAAGUAGCCAUCUACAUAAUUGUAUUCAAUUCUAAUUACUGUUAUCAUACAGCUAUAAUUUGCUGAAAGCAAAAAAAAAAAAAAAAAAAAAAAAAAUUAAAAAAUAGGCCCUGGUUUAAAAUUUACGCAAAUAUAUCAAUAAUAUUAUGAUGUCAUAGAAAAGUCAUAUGAACGGUUUAAUCAGAGAAUAAAAGAAUAUAUUAUGAAUUAAUGUCUACAAGAUUUCAAAUGAUUGGUGUAGCUAUGCCUAUUUUAAGUGGAAGAGAUUGUCUAGUGAAAUAGCUAAUAAAACGAUUCGAACCCAA